UAGUGUUGUGCAUCAUGAUAGUCGCGUGAUACAUGGUGCAGUGGAAAUUUGGACGAAAUUAUGAGAAAUCAAGACGAUUUUUCGAUUAUGAAACUAUAAUUAUGGUAAUGUAGUCAGGAAUUUUAAUAGUUAAGUUAUUAUUCGUUCUAAUUAGGUUGUUUUCUUGGUGGUAUACUCCUGUGGAAAAAUGAUUUCGACAUUGAAACAUGAGGACUGCAGUGAUGCUUCAGGGGGUCUGGUAUUCCCUGGGGCUUGUCAAUGUGAAGAAGCUAGUCAAUUGGAGAAGGCCACGUACUUCAAUCACUGAUUCCUGCCUUUACUGCAGAAGCCUCUCGUCCACAGAAGAUCAUUCUAGUCUUCCUGUCACUCCAAGUGGUUGCAUCAGCCCGUUCACACCAAAAGCUCGUCCUAGUGUUCUUCAUUUAUAAUCAGUAUUGUGUCGUUCGAUAGUUUUGUGUUUUUUUUUUGAUUCCUUAGCGAUUCCAAUUAUUGGUAGCGCGUGUUUCAUCUGAGUAGAUAAGAAUUUAAUUUCCAUUGUUCAUUUUUUCCUGUGAUCAAAUCGAGGGAAAGAAUGGCGAAGACUUCAAUCUCAGCACUUCAAGAGUUCAUCCAAAAGUCUCAUGGAAGUAUUCCACGUUACACCGAUAUACCUUUCGAUUAUGGAGAAACUCCUCAUUUUAUUAUCAGAUGCGAGUGCAUGGGUCUGUCAGCCGACGGAGCGGCUUCAAACAAAAAGACAGCUAAGCAAUGCGCAGCUGGAAACAUGAUUAAGCUCCUCAACGAAAAAUACAACUACACUAUCAUCCAUGAGGAAUUAAAAUUUUUAGCUCCAUCUUCACCAGCUGUCCAGAAGAUCAUUACUCCAACUGAAGUGGCCUGCGCGUCGCCUGGAUCUGUCAUUAAUCACAUUGGAAAAUUAAACGAACUGUGUGCAAUUCGUAAAAUGCAGCAGCCGGUGUACUUGGAGAAAUCCAGCACUGGCCCAAGCCACAGGCCUUUAUUCACCGUAGAAUGUUUAAUUGGGAAUUUGAGUGUCAGCGCAACGGCUCUCACAAAAAAGCAAGCGAAGCAGGAAGCCGCAGGUGCGAUGAGAGAACUACUCAAGAGCAAAGGCAUAAUUCCCAACGAAUUUGCAUCCACCGCCAUUGAAUCUGGUGAGGAAUCACCCGCUGUGGAUGACCUAGUCCUCAACAUCGAGAGUCUGAAGAUCUCGGAGGAUCCAAAAGUCGCAACUGCCACCGCGAGAGCGAGGGAACUGUACCCAACCCUGAACAAACGUCUCCCGCGGUCCACCGAUACUCCCAAGAACAUGCUCAUGGCGAAUUACAGCGAAGCAUUCAGAGCAUACUUCGAUCCGAACGCGAUCGAGAAGUUCCACGAGUACUACAAGUGCUUGGAAAUUACUGAGAAACUCUCUAGAGCCUCUCUGGUUUUUAUCUUGGAACGCAUCUCUGAUAUCCUGAAGAUCACCUGGGAAAGAUACCCUAUGAAGACUAAAAAUAUAAAUUCUUACCUCGUGCUUUACCACAUUAAAUCCAAGCCUUCGUUCACUGAGGCAGGAAUCGGGGAUAAUUCUGAAGCGGCUGAUAUCGAUGCUCUGCAUCGUCUCAUCGGUGCUAUCUAUAUUUUGCUCGUUUAAGAGAUGGAGUGACGGUCAUCCACAUGUGAGUCUGUCAUCAGUGCAGAAUAAUUCUUCAUUUGUGAUGGAGACAUAUGUGGGUGACCUUCACUUCAUUAUCUGCUCUUAGAAAAAACAUUAUUUCUACCGAGUAAAUAGAGGUAAUUUAGGAAAUCUCUGCACGAAUGUAGAAAUAAUGUUUUUUCUCGGAGAUUCAGGGAGGAGCAAUGUUGAAUUUUUUUUUACCUAUUUGCUGUUUAUUUUUUGAAUGAAUUAGGAGAUCAUUGAACUUGGAGAUUAUUUUUCUUCCAUAAAAUACUAUAUUAGAUGUAUGUACGAUACUCAAUGUCUUCUAUGUAGAUAAAUGUUAUUGAUGCCUUCCAAUCUA
This is a messenger RNA of Fopius arisanus, 2006 nucleotides long. RefSeq lists its product as uncharacterized. Gene Ontology annotation, biological process: regulation of regulatory ncRNA processing; siRNA processing. Lineage: Eukaryota; Metazoa; Arthropoda; Insecta; Hymenoptera; Braconidae. The transcript is spliced from 4 exons. Gene Ontology annotation, cellular component: RISC-loading complex; RISC complex; nucleus. The record is from RefSeq and is a predicted model, not a curated record. Bases 572 to 1639 code for a protein of 355 amino acids. Gene Ontology annotation, molecular function: siRNA binding; double-stranded RNA binding.